AUGGCGGAGCGGGGCCGGUGCCCCGAGUGUGGCUCCGCGGAGCUCGUGGAGGACUCGCACUACGCGCAGCAGCAGCUGGUCUGUGCCGCCUGCGGUUGCGUCCUCGCCGAGGGGCUCCUCACCACCACCUACAGCGAGGAGGAGCAUCUGCGAGAGGUGGCCUAUUCCCACAGCACUGGCCAGAAGGAGCAGCUGAGCCGCUGCCUGCAGAGAGGGAUCAGGAGGGUCCAGGAUCUCUGUAAAGUCCUCCAGCUGCCCACAGUGUUUGAGGAGACGGCGGUGUCGUACUUCCAGAGAGCUCUGCAGCAUCCCUCCUUCCACCUGGUCAGUGUGGAGAAGAAGGAGCUGCUGGGGGGCUGCUGUGUCUUUGUGACUUGUCGACAGCACAACUGGCCCCUGACCAUGGGGACCAUCUGCUCCCUCCUGUAUGCGAAGCAGGAGCUCUUUGCUGGUGUCUUCCUCAGCCUUCAGAAGGAGUUGGGGCUCUCGGUGCCAGCCCUCAGCUUGGCAGACCUGGUGAAGACACACCUCAACAGUUUUCAGCUCUUCCAGCACACGGCCAACGUCCCUGCUCCAUUUGUGGAGGACAAGGAGAAGAUGGUCACCAGGACCAUGCAAUUGGUGGAGCUGGCCAGUGAGACCUGGCUGGUCACUGGCCGGCACCCUGUGCCCAUCGUCACAGCCGCAGCCUUCCUGUCCUGGCAGUCGCUGCAGCCUGCUGCCCGCCUCACCUGCACUCUGGCACGGUUCUGCAAGCUGGCUGCUGUGGACUUGCCACCACCAGCACACCUGAGGCUGAAGGAACUUCUUGAGAUCCUCCUGAGGAUGGCCUCCCAGCUGGCUUGGGUGAGGGUCUUUAAACUGGACAAGAAAACGGUGGUCAAGCACAUCGGGGACCUGCUGCAGCACCGAAUUUUCCUGCUGAAAAAUGCUUUCUGCCUGGAGGAGGAGGAGGAGGAGGAGGAGGAGCAGCAGCAGUGUGCUGUGGACCUGGGUGAGGGCUCCCAAGGAGAGGAGUCCCAGGGCAAGGGCUCCCUGGGCAAGUCCUCUCCAGAUGAGGGCUCCCUGGGUGAGGGUCCCCCAGGCAAAGGCUCCCCUAGCUCUCCUCCCCAGGCAGUGCCAGACAAGGGCUGUCCCUCAGGAGGGGAACACCAGCGUGGGGGUGGCAGGAGGCCCCUGCUGCCACCCUGCCUCAUCCAUCCCAGGAAGAGGCUGCGGACAGCAGCCCCCAGCGCCCUGGACGCUGCCAUCACCGGCGAUGAGCACAUCUCCGACAGCGAAAUCGAGCAGUACCUGCGGGGCCCAGAGGAGAUCAGGGCCUUCAGGAAGGUCAAGGCCUGGCCCUGA
Indicator indicator is the source of this 1347-nucleotide messenger RNA. RefSeq names its product BRF2 RNA polymerase III transcription initiation factor subunit (gene BRF2). Gene Ontology annotation, molecular function: TBP-class protein binding; RNA polymerase II general transcription initiation factor activity. The transcript is spliced from 4 exons. Gene Ontology annotation, biological process: transcription initiation at RNA polymerase II promoter; transcription preinitiation complex assembly. Bases 1 to 1347 code for a protein of 448 amino acids. Gene Ontology annotation, cellular component: transcription preinitiation complex; nucleus. NCBI's taxonomy places the organism in Eukaryota, Metazoa, Chordata, Aves, Piciformes, Indicatoridae. The record is from RefSeq and is a predicted model, not a curated record.